Ascoidea rubescens DSM 1968 is the source of this 783-nucleotide messenger RNA. RefSeq names its product DNA replication protein PSF1 (gene PSF1). The transcript has a single exon. The coding region runs from base 57 to 641 and encodes 194 amino acids. Gene Ontology annotation, biological process: DNA strand elongation involved in mitotic DNA replication; DNA replication. The record is from RefSeq and is a predicted model, not a curated record. Gene Ontology annotation, cellular component: GINS complex. Lineage: Eukaryota; Fungi; Ascomycota; Saccharomycetes; Ascoideales; Ascoideaceae.
UUUCCGCUAUAAAUUGAGUUCUCUUUUCAAAAAAUGUUUCCUUCUUUGUCUGAAAAAUGUAUGGGGACAUUGCUAACAAAUUAAUACAGGACUCGAAGAGAUCAAGGGCAUUGGACUCCUUGCCAUUAUAUUCGAAUGAUUCGGUUCAGGCGAUAAUAAAGGAGAUCAAUCAUAUUGAGAAAAAAAUCCAAGAAAUACAGUCAGGUUUGUCAAAUGAUUCUCAGCCAAAUAGAGUGAAACAGUGUCAGUUAUUUGUUUUGUAUUUAUGUUUACGUAGAAACAAACGUAUUUUGUUGAGUUAUCAAAAGACAAGAUGUCUAUAUUUAAACAAAAUCAGCUGGGAAAACAUUCAAAUUUCAAAUGAAAAUAAUUUAUUGGAUAACUUGAGUUUUAAUGAACAGAUUUAUUUCAAGAAUUACAAUGACUUAAUAACAGAUUAUAAAAACGAAUUUGCUGAUAUUGACCUAACUGGUUCAUUAAAGCCUCCAAACGAAGUUUUUAUUGAUGUUCGAGUUCUCAAGGAUGUUGGAGAAAUUCAAACUGAAUAUGGUGUGUUUAACUUGACAAAAGACUCUCAAUUUUUUGUUAGAUACUCCGAUGUCGAAAAAUUAAUCAAUCAGGGUUAUUUGCAAAAGUUGUGAUUAAAAAAAUAUAUAAAUUACAUAAACUAUUUUAUUUUUCUAUUAAAUUAUUCAACUGUCUUAAAGUGUAUCCUGUAAAACUUUCAAAAGUUUUAUAAUAUUUUCCAUACUUCCAAAAUAAAUACAAAUGUGAGUUCAAAUG